Schistocerca americana (American grasshopper) is the source of this 940-nucleotide messenger RNA. RefSeq names its product leucine-rich repeat-containing protein 57-like. The record is from RefSeq and is a predicted model, not a curated record. The coding region runs from base 81 to 878 and encodes 265 amino acids. Gene Ontology annotation, cellular component: extracellular matrix. Lineage: Eukaryota; Metazoa; Arthropoda; Insecta; Orthoptera; Acrididae. The transcript is spliced from 3 exons. Gene Ontology annotation, molecular function: protein binding.
CAUUAGUUUACUUCAACGAUUCACUUGCUGAAGACCAGAGGAAUGUGCAACAUACAACGACGAAUUUAUUUUACAGCAGGAUGCUAGCUGCGCAGAGGACCGCUCUGCCAUUGCUAGUCUUCCUCGUCGCUUCUGCUGCUGGCUUCACGUUUCCAGUGAACUGCGACUUUUCACGCGAUGGCAGUGAGGCUGUCUGCAUUGGCUGGUGCCCUUUGUACAUCAGCAAAAAUGUAACGACUCUUCGCUGCCAGCACAAUGGCUGGAGAAUUAUAAAUGGUACUCGGCUUCAUCGUUUCGCCCACCUGAUCUCUCUGGACCUCUCAUUCGGACGCAUAUCACAGAUACUGCCUGACAGUUUCCGGCGGAUGAAGGAGCUUCAACAUCUCGACCUGUCCAACAAUAUGUUGAGUGCUCUUUCAACCGACUUCAGUGAGCUGCCAAAGCUUCUCUCUCUGAACCUGUCUGGAAACCCGCUGACGCUGUCUUCCAGGGAGCCGUUCCUCGUCUCCAGUUCGCUGGACACUCUUGACAUCUCUAGGUGCAGCCUCACUGACCUGUGGGAAUACUCGUGCGGCAAACUACCGAAUCUGAGUGAGCUGCGGAUUCGAAACAACCCGGACCUGGAGAUCAACGGAUGUCCAUUUGUUGACAACAUUAAACUAAUCGUUGUGGACGGCGAAAAAGAAGUCGUCGCAAAAUUAAAAAUCGUUUGCCAGUACAAUCAUUCAUCUAAACCCAAUGCCCCAUCAAUGGAAGAAAGCAAUACAACAUUGGCCGUAAGCAAGUCUUCUGCUGAUACAAUAUCUUCUAAAACGUUUUUUGUGUAUCUCACUGCAUGCAUUUUUCUACUUUUUUUUACUGGUUUGACUUUGUGCUAAUUAAACAUAACAAUGGUCACAAAACCAACAUUAUUACAUUAAAUGAAUAUCAGUGAAGUUAA